Pyrus x bretschneideri (Chinese white pear) is the source of this 2800-nucleotide messenger RNA. RefSeq names its product rhodanese-like domain-containing protein 7. The record is from RefSeq and is a predicted model, not a curated record. Lineage: Eukaryota; Viridiplantae; Streptophyta; Magnoliopsida; Rosales; Rosaceae.
GAAACCCAACGAGCGCAGCGCCGUACGUGAACCCUACCUCCACCAGCCCACUUUAUGCCAAGGUGGAGGUCACCUCCAUCACUGUCGCUGAGGAUGCUAUCGUCACCUCCACUGCACUCCGUGAGCCCUAACCCUAGAUUCCACCACGCUUCUUCAAUUUCGCCGCCCUCCAAUCGACCUCCUCAGCCGUUCUUCAACCCCAGUAGGAUUCCGGUCUCCGAUUCUCGCGGCGUCCCUCUAAGCAUGACGCUUUCCAGGUGCUUCUCCGGGCCCACCAGUCCGGUCCCGAUUCCCAGGUCACCCGAGUCGGAUAACUCGGAUUCGCAGAUUCUCGUGGUGGUCUCCUUCUACAAGUUCGCUGAUUUUCCUGACCAUGCUCGUCUGCGGCAACCAUUGAAGCAGCUCUGCGAAGAACUGCGUGUUUCAGGCGGUAUCAUACUUGCACCGGAAGGGAUAAACGGGAGCAUUUGUGGGACAAGAGAAUCGGUGGAGAAAGUUCUUGAGUUCAUCCAGAGUGAUAACCGCCAGGGACUAAGAAGAUUGGAGUCACCUGUGAGUCCUGAGGAUGAAGCCAUCCAUCAUGGACACACUAGUAGUUCUCCUCUGGCGGCAGGGGAAGACGCGCCUUUCAGAUGGGAUCAUGUGAGGGUCAAGUUGAAGAAGGAGAUUGUUAGUCUUGGAAUGCCUGAUGUAUCGCCAAUUGAAAAGGUCGGAAAGUAUGUGAGUCCACGGGAUUGGAAUACAUUAAUUAGCGAUCCAGAUACGGUUGUUAUUGAUGUACGGAAUAAUUAUGAAACUAGAAUAGGGAAGUUCAAAGGAGCAGUUGAUCCAAGUACUAAAGCAUUCCGGGAGUUCCCAUCUUGGGUAGACGAUCAAUUUCAACCUUCCGAACCUGAGAAUGGUGAUCCGGAGGUGCAAGUCAAGAGUCCAAAUGGAAGCCCCAACAAUCAGCUGGAUACAUCAAAACCAAAAACAUCUCUGAAAGUUGCCAUGUACUGUACUGGGGGCAUUAGAUGUGAGAAAGCUUCAAGUUUUCUCCUCAGCAAGGGCUUCGAAGAGGUCUAUCAUCUAGAAGGUGGAAUUCUGAAGUAUCUUGAGGAAGUUCCGCCGACAGAGAGCCUGUGGGAGGGAGAGUGCUUCGUCUUUGACAAGAGGGUCUCAGUUGAGCAUGGCUUAGCACAGGGAACUCACAAGUUAUGCUAUGGGUGUAAGCAACCGGUCAGUGAUGCAGAUAUGGAGUCUCCUCAGUGGGAAUACGGAGUCACUUGUCCGUACUGUUUCUUGUCAAAAUCUGAUGAAGAGAAGGAGAGGGCACGAGCUCGACAAAGGCAGUUUGAGACAUGGGGGAUCAUUGGUGGUCCGGACAAGGGACGCAAACCGAAUGGUAUCAAGCAGAACGCUACUCAACUUUCAAAUUCAGUUUAAAUAGAGACUUAGAGAAGGAGAAAAGAAUGUUUCGAAAAUCGACAUGGACAUGUUGAAUGAUAAAUCAGGCGUGAGAUGUUUUUCUGUUAAGAAUCUAGCAUCUGAAAUGUUGCAAACUCCACAUGUAGCUGGUUUUCUUGAUUAUUCCUUUCGAAUGCGGUUUCGAGCAUAAAUUCUCGGAAAGGGGGUGCAGCUUGUAAUGAGAGGCAAACUUGCGACCUUUCACUUAUGAGACACGAACUUAAGUGCAGAUGAGAGAGACACGAGUGCAUACGAGAUACACUGCUCUAGUGAACUUAGCUGAACUCCUAUGACGCGGUUAUGCUCAUGUUUUCACGGUGUCAUGUGAUCAAUUUGAGGUGUUUGUUUUAUAGGCCCAACUCCAUGUCUCUCUCCGUAGUUUUGGCCCAUGAGAGUCGCAUUCGAAACAGAAUUUUACACGGUCAAUUCAAUUCCUUAAAAAUUGGAAAAAGCAAAAAUGAUUAAAAAAUGAACCCUAAUCCUUUGCUUAAGGAUUAAAUGAUUUGAAUUAUUGAAAUUUAAUCAAACGAUCAUAAUUAUUAUAACUUUUAGAGGACUUUCAUGUUUGUAGCCGUUAAAUCAAAUUUCAAUUAUCGGAUCAUUUGAUUCUUAGGUUCAUAAUCAUUAGAUCUGGAAGGGAUUUGGAUUCUUAAAAAUAAUCUGAUAAAAAUGAAAAAGAAAAAAAAAAAAAAUAUAGACACAUUGAUUAAGUGAGAUUAUUUCUGGGUCCCACAAACCAUCAGAACAAUCUAACGGUAGAAGAUUAAUGAUCAAGUGAUACAGUAUCCCAGUGACCGACCGCACCGGAAGGAUCUAGCUUUAUUAUGCAGGGAACAUUCUGGCAGUGACAUGAGAAACAAAGCUUUCGCUCAUUUAAUUUGUGUGACUUUGAGAGCGUUAGGGCUGAGAAUACAGAAAGUCGGAGAAAAUGGCAGGUGAAUUGAGUAUGUUCAAGUUCGUGAAGCCAAGGCUUCGUCCCCAUACUACCGAUCUCCAAUCCGCCGUCGGGUGGGGCGUUGCCGCCUUUACCGGUGCGCUUUGGCUCGUGCAGCCGUUUGAUUGGAUUAGGAAGACGUUUAUUGAGAAGCCGGAGCCGGAAGCUAAGUGAGGAAGGGAAUUGAACAUUCUGGUAAAACUUUUGGGUUUCUGUUUUGUGGACUGAUAUAACCAUGGGACAUCAUGUUUUGAUGAGACUACAGUUGCAGAGUUUAUGCAAAUAAUCUUGUACUUUUGUACCCUUGAUCGUCGUUAAUUACAUGUUGAUCGUCGUUAAGUACGUGUUGAUCAUCGUUAAUUACAAUGCGAAGGACUUUAUUUGCAUUAUUUUACUAAUUAUAGCGUCUUUGUUUGUGCA